Messenger RNA from Phalaenopsis equestris, 545 nucleotides. RefSeq names its product expansin-like A1. The annotation marks the transcript as partial. The transcript has a single exon. The record is from RefSeq and is a predicted model, not a curated record. Lineage: Eukaryota; Viridiplantae; Streptophyta; Magnoliopsida; Asparagales; Orchidaceae.
AUUUAUGCGGACAAUUGCAGGAUUCCGUGCGACUAUUCAAACAAGAACCUAUCCAUAAGAGUGGAGGAGAGCAGCCGGAGGCCCAGUUUAUUAACGGUCAAACUUAUCUACCAAGGUGGACAAACUGACGUCGUGGCAGUCGACGUGGCGCGGUUCGGUUCGCCAGCAUGGCAGUUCAUGACCCGGCUCAACGGCCCGGUCUGGACCACCAGGCAAGCACCGGGCGGCCCGCUUCAGUUCCGGUUCGUGGUGACGGGUGGGUACGACGGCAAGUGGGUGUGGGCCCAACAGGAGGUGUUGCCGGCUGAGUGGCGGUCCGGCGAGGUGUACGAUACGGGAGUUCAGAUCACCGAAAUAGCGCAGGAGGGCUGUUCUCCUUGUGACACGGAGGAAUGGCGGUGAAAAUAACGGUGGUGGGUUUUUGUUCCUUUUUUACGCCUAAAUAAGAAAGGAAACCAUAUAAUGUAAAAGAUCAGAAGGUUAUAAUUGUAAGUAUAUGGUUUUAUGUUUGUGAUAGAAAAUUAGGGCUGGGCUGAGAGCAACGU